Molecule: messenger RNA, 312 nt
Organism: Aspergillus calidoustus
Lineage: Eukaryota; Fungi; Ascomycota; Eurotiomycetes; Eurotiales; Aspergillaceae
Source: the annotation of a GenBank genome assembly
AUGAUACUCAAGGAAGCAUCCGAGUGUACGCUCAAACUCUGUCUGAGUGAAUAUAACAUGAGCGUCGUCAAUCAUACCGUUUCCGUGGACACCGUUUCUGUCGAUUAUGGCGAACUCUUCUUCAUCGACGAGGAAGCCAUCUUGUAUGCGAACAAAACGGUCUGCUGGAAACCAACAUCUGCACCGGCUGAUCCAACCCUAAAGAAGUUGUAUAUAGACAUUUUCGAUUUCCUCGGCUAUGGACGCAACGUCUUCAUGAACACGGCCGAGUUUGGAAUCUGCAAUUUCUUCCCUUUGCUACCAAGCAACUAG